AAAAUAAUGUAACGAACCAAACAGCCAACAACGAACACAGCUCAACUGAACUGAACUGAACGAAUUGUAUAGAAAAAAUUUUUGCAGUAGAAAUUUCAACCGUUUGCCAGAGCUUCAGCAAAUGAAUAUUUUUCAUACUGUUGUGAAACGUACGUAGUACUAGUACCAUAGAUACUACGAGCUUAACUAAGAAAAAAAAUCUCCGAACGACUGUUAGUUGUCUCGGUGUUAGUGUAAUUGUGAGAGUAGCAAGCAAAAACAACAAACAAUAAAGCAAAUCAUAAUAAACAAAAAUUGAAAAUCCUCUAAAGAAAUUUUAUUUAAGUGUUCAAACGCAAAAAAAAAGUACUUUUUGAGCCUGAAUUUAGAUAAAAAAUUCAGCUAAUAUUAAUACAGAUCUUUAAAUCUUAAAACAAAACUCAAAAAAAAACUCAAUUCAAAAAAAUGGCUGGUGAACGUCCAAAACGUCCUUUGUCCGCAUACAUGUUGUGGUUGAAUGAAAACCGUGAACAACUGAAAAAAGAAAAUCCCGGCAGUAAAGUAACCGAAAUCGCCAAAAGAGGUGGUGAAUUAUGGAGAGCAAUUAAGGACAAAACAGAAUGGGAACAGAAAGCCAUUAAAAUGAAGGAAGAAUACAACAAAGCUGUUAAGGAAUACGAAGCUAAUGGUGGUACUGAUACUGGUGCCGGUAAGAAGCGCAAGAGCAAGGCCACCAAGCCCGUCAAGAAGGCCAAGAAGAAAGAAACCUCCGAAGAAGAGGAGGAAGAGGAGAGCGAUUAAAUUAAUGCAAACAACAACAAAAACACAUGAAAAAAA
Messenger RNA from Lucilia sericata (common green bottle fly), 816 nucleotides. It is a transcript of the gene HmgZ, whose product is annotated as high mobility group protein Z. NCBI's taxonomy places the organism in Eukaryota, Metazoa, Arthropoda, Insecta, Diptera, Calliphoridae. Bases 445 to 780 code for a protein of 111 amino acids. The record is from RefSeq and is a predicted model, not a curated record. Gene Ontology annotation, molecular function: transcription cis-regulatory region binding. The transcript has 3 exons.